This is a messenger RNA of Paramisgurnus dabryanus, 3009 nucleotides long. It is a transcript of the gene spata20, whose product is annotated as spermatogenesis associated 20. NCBI's taxonomy places the organism in Eukaryota, Metazoa, Chordata, Actinopteri, Cypriniformes, Cobitidae. The record is from RefSeq and is a predicted model, not a curated record. Gene Ontology annotation, biological process: carbohydrate metabolic process.
UGGAUGUUUGAAUGUCCAGUCACUCCGCAGUCCUGAAACCGCACUGAGGUCGUGUCGGUGCGGCUAUGAUGCUGAGAUUGGGCUUCGCACGGUCUCCAUCACCAAGCACCACCAGACACAUCGCACAGUACAGUCUCUUCACCGGAUCCUUUAUGCGAAAAAACACCCCUCAUACUCCUUAUGUCCAUAAGAGCUCCGGACCAGCAAAAGCGCUUCAGUUUGUCCAAAAGUCAGUGGCUUUCAGUUUCAGAUUGUCCUGGGACAGCUUCAGAUCUUCUGGAGCCGUCUGCUUUAGCAUGGCAUCAGGAGGUGAUGGACAAACCACAUCAAAGCCUCCGAAACACACCAACCGCCUGAGUAAAGAGAAGUCCUCUUAUCUACUACAGCAUGCGCACAACCCUGUGGAUUGGUAUCCAUGGGGGAAAGAGGCCUUUGACAAAGCGAAGAAUGAAGACAAACCAAUUUUUCUGUCAGUGGGUUAUUCCACCUGUCACUGGUGUCACGUGAUGGAGAGGGAAUCCUUUGAAGAUGAGGAGAUUGGAAAAAUCCUCAGCGAGAACUUUGUGUGCAUAAAGGUGGACAGAGAGGAGAGGCCCGACGUUGACAAAGUUUACAUGACAUUUGUGCAGGCAACCAGUGGUGGUGGUGGUUGGCCAAUGAGCGUUUGGCUUACACCAGAUCUCCGGCCGUUCAUAGGUGGAACAUACUUCCCACCCAGAGACAUGGGAAGAAGAGCUGGACUAAAAACUGUGCUUCUACGAAUUAUAGAACAAUGGCAGAAUAACAGAGAAACAUUGGAGUCCAGUGGAGAGAGAGUACUGGAAGCCCUUAGAAAGGGGACAGCAAUCUCUGCCAACCCUGGAGAAACUCCUCCAUCCGGCCCAGAUGUUGCCAACAGAUGUUUUCAGCAGCUGGCUCACUCCUAUGAGGAGGAAUAUGGAGGCUUUAGAGAGGCACCAAAGUUCCCUUCACCAGUGAACCUGAUGUUCCUGAUGUCAUUCUGGGCAGUAAAUCGAGCAACCUCCGAAGGAGCAGAAGCGUUGCAUAUGGCUCUUCACACUCUCAGAAUGAUGGCACUAGGAGGCAUUCAUGACCACGUGGCACAGGGUUUUCAUAGAUACUCGACAGAUUCCUCCUGGCAUGUUCCUCAUUUUGAAAAGAUGUUGUAUGAUCAAGCCCAGCUUGCUGUGGCUUAUAUCACUGCUUACCAGGUGUCUGGGGAACACUUUUUUGCAGAUGUGGCUCGUGACGUGUUGCUUUACGUCUCCAGAGACUUAAGCGACAAGUCUGGUGGGUUUUAUAGCGCUGAGGACGCAGAUUCCUUUCCCACGACCGAAUCCACUGAGAAACGAGAGGGAGCGUUUUGUGUGUGGACAGCAGGAGAGAUCAGAGAGCUACUUCCUGAUUUUGUGGAGGCCGCCACAGGAGGUGUGACACAGGCCGAUAUCUUCAUGCAUCAUUACGGUGUGAAAGAGCAAGGAAACGUCGACCCUGCGCAGGACCCCCACGGAGAGCUGCAGGGGCAAAAUGUGCUGAUUGUGCGUUACUCAGUGGAACUCACCGCUGCUCAUUUUGGCAUCAGCGUGGACAGACUGUCCAAGCUGUUAGCACAUGCCAGGACCAAGCUGGCCGAGGUGCGGAGGGCCCGUCCGCCUCCUCACUUGGACACCAAAAUGCUUGCGUCCUGGAACGGGUUGAUGCUGUCUGGGUUUGCACGUGUUGGAGCCGUUCUGGAGGAUGAGGCGCUGCUGAAACAGGCUGAGCAGGCAGCUUGUUUUCUCAAACAACACCUGUGGGACGAUCAAGGCCAGAAGAUUCUUCAUUCCUGCUAUCGUGGAAAUAACAUGGAGGUGGAGCAAAUCACUUCCCCCAUCGCAGGCUUCCUGGAUGAUUAUGCCUUCGUGGUGUGUGGGCUGCUGGACCUGUUCGAGGCCAAGCAGAAGGUCCGCUGGCUGGAGUGGGCAGAAGAGCUCCAGCAGAGGCAAGAUGAGCUCUUCUGGGAUUCCCAGGGCAGUGGCUACUUCUGCAGUGACCCCUCAGAUCCAACACUGCUGCUGGCUCUCAAACAGGAUCAAGAUGGUGCUGAGCCCAGCGCGAACUCCGUCUCGGCCAUGAACUUGCAACGGCUUUCCCAUCUCACAGGCAGGCGUGAAUGGAUGCAGCGCUCCCAACUAUUGCUGGCCGCCUUCUCUGAUAGACUGCUUAAGGUGCCAAUCGCCCUCCCAGACAUGGUUCGGAGUGUUUUGGCCCAACAUUACUCCCUUAAACAGAUUGUUAUCUGUGGCCAGCCUGACGCUGAGGACACUGCCAGUUUGAUUUCCUCUGUCAGCUCCCUCUUUCUGCCUCAUAAAGUCCUGAUUUUAUCUGAUGGUAACAAAGAGGGCUUCCUUUACAAAAGGCUUCCCAUCCUCUCCACCCUUGUUCCUCAGGAUGGUAAAGCCACGGCGUACGUCUGUGAAAACUUCACCUGCGCUCUCCCCGUCACCUGCCCGCAAGUGCUCAGGAGGCUGCUGCUGGAGUGAGAGCAUCCGUCACGCCGUUUGAGCAACGUGGGACGCUAGAUAUCUCAAAAUUACACCGGUAGAAAAACAGCAUCCAUCAAACAACAGUCAUGAAAUGAAAUGCACUGUAAGAUAUUACAUGGUGGUAAGGUAAACCCCUGGGGGGUGCGGUAUUGGUAUUUGUGAUGUUAAACCUCAUUUCUAGACUUAUCUCGCAAGCCAGUAGUCCUGGGAGAUAAAAGUACAAUAAUAUCAUAAUGUGAGGUGGAACAUUGAGACUGAACCUUUUAUAGGUUUGUCUCAUGGGCUAAAGUGAUUGACAGCCUGCUUUUAAAAAGAUCAAGCAUGUUUUUUCCACAACCUUUCUAUGCACAGUAGCUUGCCAGACCUGUGUAAGAAAUGUGCUGCGCCCUAGGUAGAGAAAUGAAUAUAUAUGAAAUGAGACAUGCAAUGUUUGCAUACUGUUAGACUCUGUAGAAUAAUAAAUACUUAUUAAGUAACCAACUGA